Messenger RNA from Seriola dumerili (greater amberjack), 1496 nucleotides. It is a transcript of the gene pcmtl, whose product is annotated as protein-L-isoaspartate(D-aspartate) O-methyltransferase-like. The coding region runs from base 57 to 806 and encodes 249 amino acids. Lineage: Eukaryota; Metazoa; Chordata; Actinopteri; Carangiformes; Carangidae. Gene Ontology annotation, biological process: protein modification process. Gene Ontology annotation, molecular function: protein-L-isoaspartate (D-aspartate) O-methyltransferase activity. Gene Ontology annotation, cellular component: cytoplasm. The transcript has 9 exons. The record is from RefSeq and is a predicted model, not a curated record.
UAGGAAGUUUGUCUCAGCAGGAAGGAGCGGUGGCGAAGGGAGUCCCAGGGUAGGAGAUGCGACCAGCGUUGCGCCUGGCAAUAGUGGCUUUCCCUAUGGGUGUGCUGCUCUCUCGGACAAUGGCGUGGAUGUCCAGUGGCAAAACACAUCCCGAGCUCAUCAGCAGGCUGAGGGAUCAUGGAGUGAUCCGCAACGACAGAGUAUUUGAUGCCAUGCUGGCUACUGACAGAGGGAUCUACUCUACAGACUAUCCCUAUGCAGACUCUCCUCAGUCCAUAGGCUACAGGGCGACCAUCAGUGCACCACACAUGCAUGCUCAUGCUUUGGAGCUGUUAAGUGACAAACUAAAAGAAGGGGCAUCAGCACUGGAUGUGGGUUCAGGAAGUGGAUACCUCACUGCCUGCUUCGCAAGAAUGACAGGACCCAGUGGUAGAGUGGUUGGUAUUGAACACAUUGAUGAACUGGUUCAAAUGUCAAUAAAAAACGUGCAAGCUGACGACCCAGAACUGCUCUCCUCUGGACGUAUCAGACUUGUAGUGGGAGAUGGAAGGCUGGGCUUCCCAGAAGGAGCGCCGUAUGAUGCAAUUCAUGUUGGUGCAGCUGCAGCUACUGUUCCUAAGGCUCUCUUGGAGCAGCUGAAGCCAGGUGGGCGGCUGGUUCUCCCGGUGGGCCCCGAUGGUGGCAGUCAGGUGUUAGAGCAGUAUGAUCGUCAGAGUGACGGGACCUUCCUCAAGAAAGCAUUGAUGGGAGUGGUUUACGUCCCCCUGACUGAUAAGAGGCAUCAGUGGCCCGGAGGUGAGCUCUGACUGCAGUGUGGUUGCCCCUGCAGGAGAUGGCGUUGGUGCUGCGUCUCCGGCACCCUGUAGCACUCCUCAUGGUUUCACUGAGCUCCAGACUUAACUGCCACCUGCCCUGCUGGGUUGUCACCUAGCAACGUACGAGGAGGAUCUCGCUCUAUUUUCCUGACCAGGUUGUCUUUCAAGAGUGCUGAAAGAGUGUGACCACUGCUGGACUAAUAACCUUUCUACUAGAAUCCAUGGAGUCUGUAAGAGGCUGAUAAGGAUAUUGUGGAUGACAAAAAAGGUUGUCUCGUUAUUAUUUAUGGGUAAGUCAGUGAAGUUCAGCAGUGACAAAAUUGCAAUUCCAGCUUGAAGAGCUACAGUCUGUGUCCAAUCCAGAUGGAUGGAUAAUUGCUGAAGUUGUGUGCAACCUUAUGGGAAUGCUUUGGUUAUGAAUGCAGUAACAAAUAACAAUGGGUUUUAAUGAAAAUUUUGCAAAAUUAACUAAGUAUUAUAUAUUUUGUGGUAAGAACUGCCUCUUACUCACUGUAUGUGUAGGACAUGUCUUGUUUGGCAUUGUUACUGUAGAACAGAAGGGGCAUUGUGCCAAAAAUUGAUGAACUGAGGCACUUCACUUUUUGAAAUUUACCAAUACUGUAAUUAUGUGUACACUCAUCAGAUUUAUUAAUAAAACCCAUUAAAUGGAUAGCAUAUUGA